This is a messenger RNA of Manis javanica (Malayan pangolin), 11372 nucleotides long. The record is from RefSeq and is a predicted model, not a curated record. Lineage: Eukaryota; Metazoa; Chordata; Mammalia; Pholidota; Manidae.
CCUCCUGAAUGAUGCCAGCCCAGUGUUUCCUAACCUCCAGCCUGGCCCUCCUGGUGCUGCUGGACACAGUCAGAGCAGGCCCUUUCUCUCAACGGUACAACGUGACACUCCCUGCCCCGCGGCCGCCUCCCCAGCCAGGGGGCCGGACAGCAGAGCCAAGAGGGGGAAGCCCUUCCUCUCAGCUUUAUGAGCACAACGUGGAAGGAGGGGAAAAGCAGGUGGUGUUCACCCACCGCAUUAACCUGCCCCCUUCAGCUGGCUGUGGCUGUCCACCCGGCACUGAGCCUCCCAUCCCCGCUUCAGAGGUGCAGGCCCUGAGAGUCCGCCUGGAGAUCCUGGAGGAGCUGGUGAAGGGGCUCAAGGAACAGUGCACAGGGGGAUGUUGUCCUGCUGCUGCACAGGCUGGCACAGGCCAGACAGACGUUCGCAGCCUCUGCAGUCUCCAUGGCGUAUUUGACCUGGGUCGCUGUGCCUGUUCCUGCGAGCCAGGCUGGGGUGGGCCCACCUGCUCGGACCCCACAGACGCCAGGGUAACCCCCUCCUCCCCACCCUCAGCCUCUGGGUCCUGCCCUGAUGACUGCAACGAUCAGGGUCGCUGUGUCCGUGGUCGUUGCGUGUGCUUCCCUGGCUACAGCGGCCCCAGCUGUGGCUGGCCCUCCUGCCCCAAGGACUGCCACGGCCGCGGACGCUGCGUGCAGGGCGUGUGCGUGUGCCGGACGGGCUUCUCAGGCGAGGACUGCAGCCUGCGCUCCUGCCCUCGAGGCUGCAGUCAGAGGGGGCGCUGCGAGGACGGCCUCUGUGUGUGCGAUCCCGGCUACACUGGCGAGGACUGUGGGAAGAAGGGCUGCCCUCGAAGUUGCAGCCAGAGGGGGCGCUGCGAGAAUGGGCGCUGUGUGUGCAACCCUGGCUACACUGGCGAAGACUGUGCUGUGAGGAGCUGCCCUCGGGGCUGCAGCCAGAAGGGGCGCUGCGAGGACGGGCGCUGCGUCUGUGACCCUGGCUACACUGGGGAGGACUGCGGUGCACGGACCUGCCCGUGGGACUGUGGCGAGGGCGGGCGUUGCGUGGACGGUCGUUGCGUGUGCUGGCCAGGGUACACGGGCGACGACUGCAGCACGCGGACCUGUCCGCGCGACUGCCGGGGUCGCGGGCGCUGCGAGGAUGGCGAAUGCAUCUGCGAUGCAGGCUACAGUGGUGACGACUGCGGCGUACGCAGCUGCCCCCUCGACUGCAACCAAAGGGGCCGCUGCGAGGACGGCCGCUGCGUGUGCUGGCCCGGGUACACUGGGCCUGACUGCGGCGCGCGUGCCUGCCCGCGUGACUGUCGAGGCCGCGGGCGCUGCGAGAACGGCGUGUGCGUGUGCAACGCGGGCUACAGUGGCGAGGAUUGCGGCGUGCGCAGCUGUCCUGGGGACUGUCGCGGCCGCGGCCGUUGCGAGAAUGGCCGCUGCGUGUGUUGGCCUGGUUAUACAGGCCGGGACUGCAGCACGCGUGCCUGCCCUGGCGACUGUCGUGGGCGCGGGCGCUGUGUGGACGGCCGCUGCGUGUGCAAUCCAGGCUUCACGGGCGAUGACUGCGGGAGUCGUUGGUGCCCCGGCGACUGCCGCGGCCAAGGCCGCUGUGAGGAUGGCAUGUGCAUGUGCGACACAGGCUACGAGGGCGAGGACUGUGGCACUCGCAGCUGCCCAGGAGGUUGCCGAGGCCGCGGCCAGUGCCUGGACGGGCGCUGUGUAUGCGACGAUGGCUACUCAGGCGAGGACUGCGGCAUGAGGCAGUGCCCGCGCGACUGCAGUCAGCAUGGCGUGUGCCAGGACGGUGUGUGCGCCUGUUGGGAGGGCUACGCGGGCGAGGACUGCGGCCUCCGUACCUGCCCCUCCAACUGCCAUGGGCGUGGCCGCUGUGAGGAGGGACACUGCGUGUGCGACUCAGGCUACACUGGCCCCUCCUGCGCCACCCGCACCUGCCUGGCGGACUGCCGAGGCCGUGGGCGCUGUGUGCAGGGAGUGUGUGUGUGCUACGCGGGCUAUAGCGGCAAGGACUGUGGGCAAGAAGAGCCCCCCGCCAGCGCCUGCCCUGGGGGGUGUGGGCCCCGGGAACUAUGCCGCUCAGGCCAGUGUGUAUGUGUUGAGGGCUACCGAGGCCCAGACUGUGCCAUCCAAACGUGCCCUGCGGACUGCCGUGGCCGUGGAGAAUGUCGUGACGGCAGCUGCGUCUGCCAAGACGGCUAUGCAGGGGAGGACUGUGGGGAAGAGGUGCCAGCCAUUGAAAGCAUGAGGAUGCACCUCCUGGAAGAGACAACAGUUCGGACAGAGUGGACCCAGGCUCCUGGCACUGUGGAUGCCUAUGAAAUUCAGUUCACCCCCACGACAGAGGGGGUGAGCCCCCCAUUCACAGCACGGGUGCCCAGCUCUGCCUCAGCCUAUGACCAGAGAGGAUUGGACCCUGGUCAGGAGUACCAGGUCACUAUCCGUGCCCUUCGAGGGACUAACUGGGGCCCUCCUGCCUCCAAAACCAUCACCACCAUGAUCGAUGGCCCCCAGGACCUCCGAGUGGUGGCCGUGACACCAACCACACUGGAGCUUGGCUGGUUGCACCCCCAGGCUGAGGUGGACAGGUUCGUGGUGUCCUAUGUCAGUGCUGGCAACCAAAGGGUGCGGCUGGAAGUGCCCUCGGAGGCAGAUGGGACCCUGCUCACCGAUCUGAUGCCAGGCGUGGAAUAUGUGGUGACUGUCACGGCGGAGCGGGGCGGGGCAGUAAGCUACCCGACUUCCAUCCGAGCUAACACAGGAUCGUCCCCCUCUGGCCUCUUGGGGACCACUGAUGAGCCUCCUCCCUCAGGCCCUUCAACGACUCAAGGGGCCCAGGCCCCCAUCCUGCAGCAACGACCCCAGGGGCUGGGAGAGUUGAGGGUGCUGGGCAGAGACAAGACAGGGCGCCUCCAAGUGGCCUGGACCGCCCAGCCUGACACCUUUGCCCACUUCCAUCUGCAACUGCGGGUGCCCAAGGGGCCAGGGGCACAUGAGGAACUACUGCCAGGGGAUGUCCGCCAGGCUCUGGUGCUCUCACCUCCUCCUGGAGCCCCCUAUGAGCUGUCACUUCGUGGGAUUCUCCAAGAGGGCGAGCCCUCCGCCCCUCUUGUCUACCAAGGCAUUAUGGACAGGGAUGGGGAGAAGCCUGGGAAGUCCAUGGCUCCAGCACGCCUGGGUGAGCUGACAGUGAUGGAUGGGACCUCCAACUCCCUGCUCCUGCACUGGACAGUCCCUGAGGGCGAGUUUGACUCCUUCGUGAUCCAGUACAAGGACAGGGAUGGACCCCAGGUGGUGCCUGUGGAGGGACCCCAGCGGUCAGCCCUCAUCACCAAUCUGGACCUUGGCCGCAAGUACAAAUUCAUCCUGUAUGGGCUUGUGGGCAAGAAGAAGCAUGGCCCCCUCGUGGCUGAAGCCAAGAUCUUGCCUCAGAGUGAUCCCAGCCCAGUACUUCCACCCCGCCUGGGAAAACUGUGGGUAACAGACCCCACCCCAGACUCACUGCAUCUCUCCUGGACUGUCUCUGAGGGCCAGUUUGACUCCUUCAUAGUCCAGUACAGGGACAAGGAUGGACGGCCCCAGGUGGUGCCUGUGGAGGGCCCCGAGCACUCAGUCACUGUCUUCCCCCUGGACCCUAACCACAAAUACAGAUUCAACCUGUUUGGAAUUGCCAACAAGAAGCGGCACGGCCCCCUCACUGCUGAUGGCACCACGGACCCCCAGGAGGUCGUGGACGAGCCCCCCAGCCCCAUAGAACCCAGCACGGAUGCUCCAGAGCCCCCUGAGGAGCCCCUCCUGGGGGAGCUGACAGUGACAGGAUCCUCCCCAGACUCGCUGAGCCUCUCCUGGACCGUCCCCCAGGGCCACUUUGACUCCUUCACUGUCCAGUACAAGGACAGGGAGGGGCGGCCCCAGGUGGUGCGUGUUGGGGGCGAGGAGAGUGAGGUCACCGUUGGAGGCCUAGAGCCGGGGCGCAAGUACAAGAUGCACCUGUACGGCCUGCACGGGGGGCAGCGCAUGGGCCCCAUGUCCACUGUGGGCGUGACGGCUCCACAACCAGAAGAGACUCCUCCAGCCACCGAGCCCCCACUGGAGCCACGCCUGGGGGAGCUGACAGUGACAGGUGUGACCCCCAACUCUGUGGGCCUCUCAUGGACAGUCCCUGAGGGCCAGUUUGACUCCUUCGUGGUCCAGUACAAGGACAGGGAUGGGCAGCCCCAGGUGGUGCCUGUGGCCCCAGACCAGCGCAAGGUCACUGUUCCUAGCCUGGAGCCCAGUAGGAAAUACAAGUUCCUGCUCUUUGGAAUCCAGGAUGGGAAGCGACGCAGCCCAGUCUCUGUGGAGGCAAAGACAGCUGCCCAAGGUGACACCGGCCCAGGGGCCCCACCCCGCCUUGGGAAGCUGUUGGUGACGGACCCCACCCAGGACUCACUGCGCCUCUCCUGGACAGUCCCUGAGGGCCACUUCAACUCCUUUGUGGUCCAGUUCAAGGACAGGGAUGGGCCACGGGUGGUGCCUGUGGAAGGCCACGAGCGUUCUGUCACCAUCACCCCUCUGGACACUGGCCGCAAGUACAGAUUCCUCCUCUAUGGCCUCCUGGGCAAGAAGCGCCACGGGCCCCUCACCGCCAAUGGCACCACAGAGUCCCAGGAUGAUGUGGAUGAUGCUGGAACAAAGCAUCCUCCAAAACCCCGUCUAGGAGAGGAACUGCAGGUGACCAGUGAGACACCAGACUCCGUGGGCCUCUUGUGGACCGUCCCCGAGGGCCAGUUUGAGUCCUUUGUGAUCCAGUAUAAGGACAGCGAUGGGCAGCCCCGGGUGGUGCCUGUGGACGGCAGCCUCAGGGAGGUCAGCAUCUCAGGCCUGGAGCCUGCCCACAGGUACAAGCUGCUGCUCUACGGACUGCAUGGAGGCAAGCGUGUGGGUCCCGUCUCCACCACUGCCAUGACUGCCCUCAGGGGAGAAACCGAAUCUGAGACUGAGGCCUCAAGCCCUCCAGUGCUGGAGCCCCACCUGGGGGAGGUGACUGUGAAGGAAGCCACCCUGCACACCCUACAUCUCUCCUGGACAGUGACUGGGGGAGAAUUCAACUCCUUUGAGGUCCAGUAUACAGACGAAGAUGGGCAACAGCAAGUAGUCAGGUUGGAGGGGAACCGGAACGACAUCACCCUCUCUGGCCUGGAACCAGACCGCAGAUACUUGGUGAACCUCUACGGUCUUCAUGGCCGGCAGCGUGUGGGUCCUGCCCACAUCGAGGUCCUGACAGUCCCAAGGGAGGAAGAGAAUGAACCUUCAGAGCUUCCCACCAUGACCCCCCAGUCUCCCACCAAGCCUUACCUGGGGGAGCUGGCAGUGACAGAUGCCACCCCCGACUCCCUGCGCCUCUCCUGGACUGUCCCCGAGGGCCAGUUUGACCACUUCCUGGUCCAGUACAAGAACGGGGACGGGCAGCCCAAGGCGGUGCGGGUGCAGGGGCACGAGGACAGGGUCACCAUCUCGGGCCUGGAGCCAGACCACAAGUACAAGAUGAACCUGUACGGCUUCCAUGGUGGCCAGCGGGUGGGCCCCGUCUCUGCCAUCGGGGUGACAGCUGCAGAGGAAGAGCCCCCCAGCCCCACAGAACCCAGCUCGGAGGCCCCAGAGCCCCCUGAGGAGCCCCUCCUUGGGGAGCUGACAGUGACAGGAUCCUCCCCAGACUCGCUGAGCCUCUCCUGGACCGUCCCCCAGGGCCACUUUGACUCCUUCACUGUCCAGUACAAGGACAGGGAGGGACGGCCCCAGGUGGUGCGUGUUGGGGGCGAGGAGAGUGAGGUCACCGUUGGAGGCCUGGAGCCGGGGCACAAGUACAAGAUGCACCUGUACGGCCUGCACGGCGGACAGCGCGUGGGCCCCGUGUCCACUGUGGGCUUGACCGCUCCUCAAGAGGAGCCCUCUGCCAACAUCCCUUUGAAGCCACACUUGGGAGAGCUGACUGUGAAGGGUGCUAUCCCUGACUCCUUGCGCCUCUCCUGGACUGUCCCCAUGGGCCAGUCUGACCACUUCCUGGUCCAGUACAAGAACGGGGACAGGCAGCUCAAGGCAGUGUGGGUUCCAGGGCACGAGGACGGGGUCACCAUCUCGGGCCUGGAGCCAGACCACAAAUACAAGAUGAACCUGUAUGGCUUCCAUGGUGGCCAGUGGGUGGGCCCCAUCUCCACAGUUGGUUUAACUGCUGCAGAGGAAGAGCCCCCCAGCCCCACAGAACCCAGCUCGGAGGCCCCAGAGCCCCCUGAGGAGCCCCUCCUUGGGGAGCUGACAGUGACAGGAUCCUCCCCAGACUCGCUGAGCCUCUCCUGGACCGUCCCCCAGGGCCACUUUGACUCCUUCACUGUCCAGUACAAGGACAGGGAGGGGCGACCCCAGGUGGUGCGUGUUGGGGGCGAGGAGAGUGAGGUCACCGUUGGAGGCCUGGAGCCGGGGCGCAAGUACAAGAUGCACCUGUACGGCCUGCACGGCGGACAGCGCGUGGGCCCCGUGUCCACUGUGGGCGUGACCACCACCAAGGAACUUCUGGACAAUAUCUCCAGCCCUACAGAAGUAAAAGACACCCACAGCCCGACAGAACCCAGCUCAGAGGCCCCUGAGUAUGCUGAGGAGCCCCUCUUGGGGGAGCUGACAGUGACAGGAUCCUCUGCAGACUCGCUGAGCCUCUCCUGGACUGUCCCCCAGGGCCACUUUGACUCCUUCACUGUCCAGUACAAGGACAGGGAGGGGCGGCCCCAGGUGGUGCGUGUCAGGGGUGAGGAGAGUGAGGUCACCGUUGGAGGCCUGGAGCCGGGGCGCAAGUACAAGAUGCACUUGUACGGCCUACACGGGGGGCAGCGUGUGGGCCCUGUGUCCACCAUCGGGGUGACAGCUCCAGACUACAAAGCCAUGACCACCCAAACCCCACCCACCACGACCCCUGAGCCUCCCACCAAGCCUCGCCUGGGGGAGCUGACAGUGACAGACACCACCCCCGACUCCCUGCGCCUCUCCUGGACCAUCCCUGAGGGCCAGUUUGACCACUUCCUGGUUCAGUACAAGAAUGGGGACGGGCAGCCCAAGGUGGUGCGGGUGCAGGGGCACGAGGACAGGGUCACCAUCUCGGGCCUGGAGCCAGACCACAAGUACAAGAUGAACCUGUACGGCUUCCAUGGUGGCCAGCGGGUGGGCCCCGUCUCUGCCAUCGGGGUGACAGCUGCAGAGGAAGAGCCCCCCAGCCCCACAGAGCCCCUCCUUGGGGAGCUGACAGUGACAGGAUCCUCCCCAGACUCGCUGAGCCUCUCCUGGACCGUCCCCCAGGGCCACUUUGACUCCUUCACUGUCCACUACAAGGACAGGGAGGGACGGCCCCAGGUGGUGCGUGUUGGGGGUGAGGAGAGUGAGGUCACCGUUGGAGGCCUGGAGCCGGGGCGCAAGUACAAGAUGCACCUGUACGGCCUGCACGGCAGACAGCGCGUGGGGCCCGUGUCCACUGUGGGCGUGACCGCUCCAGACUACAAAGCCAUGACCACCCAAACCCCACCCACCACGACCCCUGAGCCUCCCACCAAGCCUCGCCUGGGAGAGCUGGCAGUGACAGACGCCACCCCUGACUCACUGCGCCUCUCCUGGACCGUCCCCGAGAGCCAGUUUGACCACUUCCUGGUUCAGUACAAGAACGGGGACGGGCAGCCCAAGGCGGUGCUGGUGCAGGGGCACGAGGACAGGGUCACCAUCUCGGGCCUGGAGCCAGACCACAAGUACAAGAUGAACCUGUACGGCUUCCAUGGUGGCCAGCGGGUGGGCCCCAUCUCUGCCAUCGGGGUGACAGCUGCAGAGGAAGAGACCCCCAGCCCCACAGAACCCAGCUUGGAGGCCCCAGAGCCCCCAGAGGAGCCCCUCCUUGGGGAGCUGACAGUGACAGGAUCCUCCCCAGACUCACUGAGCUUCUCCUGGACCGUCCCCCAGGGCCACUUUGACUCCUUCACUGUCCAGUACAAGGACAGGGAGGGACGGCCCCAGGUGGUGCGUGUUGGGGGCGAGGAGAGUGAGGUCACGGUUGGAGGCCUGGAGCCGGGGCGCAAGUACAAGAUGCACCUGUACGGCCUGCACGGCGGACAGCGCGUGGGCCCCGUGUCCACUGUGGGCGUGACCGCCCCGCUGCCCACAGAGCCCCUCGUGGUGCCCCGCCUGGGGGAGCUGGCUGUAGCAGCCAUGACCUCAGACACAGCGCGCCUCUCAUGGACAGUGGCCCAGGGACCCUUCGACUCCUUCCUGGUACAGUACAAGGAUGCACAGGGACAGCCCCAGGCAGUGCCCAUUGGUGGAGACCUCCGUGAGGUCACUGUCUCGGGUCUGGACCCAGCCCACAAGUACAAGUUCCUACUCUUUGGACUCCGAGAUGGGAAACGGCUUGGCCCAGUGUCAACAGAAGCCAAGACCAACCCAGACAGGAAACAUUCUCCCCGCCUUGGGGAGCUGACAGUGAUGGAUGUGACCCCAGACUCUAUGCACCUUUCAUGGACAGUCCCUGAGGGCAAAUUCGACUCCUUCGUGGUCCAGUAUAAAGACAGGGUCGGGCAGCCCCAGGUGCUGCCAGUGGCCACAGACCAUCAUGAGAUCACCAUCACCCACCUGGAGCCCAAUAGGAAAUACAAGUUCCUGCUCUAUGGCCUGGCAGGCAGGAAGCGGCUGGGCCCUAUCUCUGCUGAUGGUACCACAGCUGCCCUGGAGAAGGAGCGGCAACCCCUGCCCCGCCUGGGGGCACUGACAGUGACGGAUGAGACCCCAGACUCCCUGCGACUCUCAUGGACAGUGGCCCAGGGCCCCUUUGACUCCUUCGUGGUACUGUACAGGGACACAAAUGGGCAACCCCAGGCAGUGUCUGUGGCUGAAGACCAGCGGGAGGUCACCAUAGAGGGCCUGGAGCCUGGCAGGAAGUACAAGUUUCUGCUCUAUGGGCUCCUCAGAGAACAGCGCCUGGGCCCCAUCUCCGUCCUGGGAGUGACAGCCCCAGAGGAGGACACAGCAGCCUCCUCCUGGCGCCCUGCCACAGAGGCCCCUGAGCCCCCUGAAGAGCCCCGCCUACGGGCACUGACAGUGAGCAGCGUGACCCCGGACUCCCUGCACCUCUCAUGGACUGUGGCUCAGGGCCCAUUUGACUCCUUCGUGGUCCAGUAUCAAGACAUAGAUGGGCAGCCCCAGGCCUUGCUUGUGGGUGGCGACCAGAACAAGGUCCUCGUGUCAGGCCUGGAGCCCAGCACUUCCUACAGGUUCUUCCUGUAUGGCCUUCACAGAGGGAGCCACCUAGGGCCCGUCUCAGCUGAGGGCACCACAGGGCCAGCUCCUGCAGGUCAGACCCCAGAGGAGCCAGGGCCCCACCUGUCCCAGCUGUCAGUGACUGAUGUGACCACAAGUUCAAUGCGGCUCAACUGGGACGCCCCACCUGGGGCCUUUGACUCCUUCCUGCUCCGCUUUGGGGUCCCAUCAGCAAGCACUCUGGAGCCGCAUCCCAGUCCCCUGAUGCAGCGGGAGCUGACAGUGUCAGGGACCCAGCGCUCAGCUGUGCUCCGGGACCUGCGUCCCGGCACUCUGUACAGUCUUACAUUGUAUGGGCUGCGUGGGCCUCACAAGGCUGACGGCAUCCAGGGCACAGCUCGUACCCUCAGCCCAGUUCUGGAAAGCCCCAGUGACCUCCAGUUCAGCGAAAUCGGGGAAACCUCAGCCAAGGUCAGCUGGAUGCCCCCACCAUCCAGAGUGGACAGUUUCAAAGUUUCCUACCAGCUAGCAGAUGGAGGGGAGCCACAGAGCAUGCAGGUGGAUGGCCGAGUUCAGACCCAGAAACUCGAGGGGCUGAUCCCAGGUGCUCACUAUGAGGUGACUGUGGUUUCUGUCCGUGGCUUUGAGGAGAGUGAGCCUCUCACAGGCUUUCUCACCACAGUACCUGAUGGCCCCACCCAGCUCCGAGCACUGAACUUGACUGAGGAAUCUGCCCUGCUGCACUGGAAACCCCCCCAGGCCCCUGUGGACACAUAUGAUGUCCAGGUCACAGCCCCAGGGGCACCCCCUCUGCAGGCCUCAGCCCCCGGCAGUGCUGUGGACUAUGCCCUGAGCAACCUCGAGCUCCACACCAACUACACAGCAACUGUACGCGGUCUUCGGGGCCCCAACCUCACCUCCCCAGCCAGCAUCACCUUCACCACAGGGCUGGAGGCACCCCAAGACUUGGAGGCCAAGGAAGUGACCCCCCGCACAGCCCUGCUCACUUGGACUGAACCCCAAAUUCCACCGAGUGGCUACCUGCUCAGCUUUGACACCCCUGGUGGACAUACCCAGGAGAUUCUGCUCCCAGGAGGGGCCACCUCUCACCAGCUCCUGGGCCUCUUUCCCUCCACCUCCUACAGCGCAUGGCUCCGGGCCUUGUGGGGCGAGAGCCUCACGCCACCCGUGUCCACCUCUUUCACCACUGGUGGACUGCGGGUCCCCUUCCCCAGGGACUGUGGAGAGGAGAUGGAGAACGGGGCCAGGACCUCCAGGGUCACCACCAUCUUCUUCAAUGGCAACCGCGAGCGGCCUCUGAGCGUGUUUUGUGACAUGGAGACUGAUGGGGGCGGCUGGCUGGUCUUCCAGCGCCGCAUGGACGGGCAAACUGACUUCUGGAGGGACUGGGAGGACUAUGCCCAUGGUUUUGGGAACAUCUCCAGGGAGUUCUGGCUAGGCAACGAGGCCCUGCACAGCCUGACGAGAUCUGGUGACUACUCGCUGCGUGUGGACCUGCAGGCUGGGAAUGAGGCUGUAUUCGCCCAGUACGACUCCUUCAGAGUAGACUCGGCUGCUGAGAACUACCGCCUCCACCUGGAGGGCUACCAUGGCACUGCAGGGGACUCCAUGAGCUACCACAGCGGCAGUGUCUUUUCUGCCCGUGAUCGAGACCCCAACAAUUUGCUCAUCUCCUGUGCUGUUUCAUACCGCGGAGCCUGGUGGUACAGAAACUGCCACUAUGCCAACCUCAACGGGCUCUACGGGAGCACUGUGGACCACCAGGGAGUGAGCUGGUACUACUGGAAGGGCUUCGAGUUCUCCGUGCCCUUCACGGAAAUGAAGCUGAGACCAAGAGGCUACCGGCCCCCGGCCCAGGGAGGUUGAGCGCCUGCUCCCCUCUCCCGCGCCCCAGUACAACUGCCGAGCACUGAGGGGUCGCGCUGAGAGAAGGGCCAGGGGCCACCUUCACCACCCAGCCGCCUGAGGGAGCCUUCUCCACCAACGAUCUCACAGCAUCAUGUUUACAGGGGGGAGGGAAGGGCUUUGCCCGGGAGCAAUAAAAGGAGAAACUGAGACCCGGGA